AUGCCUCCGGGGAGAGCGCUGGCGCAGCGAGACCAGGAUCGCGGCUCAGACGACAACUCCCGUCAAGAUGCCGAAAGACAACCAGAGAAUGUCUUCUUGUUCUGGCCCAACAUUAUCGGAUACAUCCGAGUAAUCUUGGCCAUUUCCUCUCUAUACUACAUGCCUCUCCAUCCACGCACCUGCUCUCUUCUCUACGCCAUAUCAUGCCUUCUCGAUGCCCUCGACGGAUAUGCUGCUCGUGUCUUUAAUCAGGGGACACAAUUCGGCGCAGUCUUGGACAUGGUCACCGACCGCUGCACCACCUCGUGUCUGCUGGUCUUCUUGGCGACGGCUAUCCCUCGCUGGGCUAUUGUGUUCCAGGGCCUGAUUGCAUUGGACUUUGCAAGCCAUUAUGUGCACAUGUACGCAUCUUUGGUUAUUGGCGGUGCUGGCUCAAGCCACAAGAACAUUGAUGAGAGCCAGGGCUGGCUGAUGAAAGUGUAUUACUCUAACAAGAUUGUGCUGUUUUCCCUUUGUGCGCUGAAUGAACUCUUCUUCAUCGCUUGCUACCUCCUAUCUUUCUCGUCUCCCGUCAUUCCUCUAUAUCUAAACGCAGAUAUCGAUGGACACGGCCCCUUGCACCCAGAAGUUGAGGUCGACACUUCGCUCUUAGCAAAGAUGUUUCCUGACCCGUUCAGCUCUGCGGCACUUGAGCUGGCACGCGCCAACAAAAUUGACAAAUACUGGCCAAAUAUCAUAGUGAUUGGAUGCUUCCCCUUCAUGGCGCUUAAGCAGGUGAUUAAUGUUAUUCAGCUGGUUCAAGCUAGCCAGCGAUUGGCGAGGGUAGAUGUGCAGCGAAGACAAGGCAUAAAGCAAGGAUGA
Messenger RNA from Trichoderma asperellum CBS 433.97, 861 nucleotides. RefSeq lists its product as uncharacterized. Gene Ontology annotation, biological process: phosphatidylinositol biosynthetic process. Gene Ontology annotation, molecular function: CDP-diacylglycerol-inositol 3-phosphatidyltransferase activity. Gene Ontology annotation, cellular component: Golgi apparatus; membrane. NCBI's taxonomy places the organism in Eukaryota, Fungi, Ascomycota, Sordariomycetes, Hypocreales, Hypocreaceae. The record is from RefSeq and is a predicted model, not a curated record.